Cladocopium goreaui is the source of this 4224-nucleotide messenger RNA. The record is from the annotation of a GenBank genome assembly. NCBI's taxonomy places the organism in Eukaryota, Dinophyceae, Suessiales, Symbiodiniaceae.
AUGUCGUUUGGGGAUGAGAUCAAGACGCAUUGGGCGACAUGGAUUGUGCUCUUCUUCGCACAUGGCAUGAAGAACUUGGUGAACCAGGUGGAGAUUGCCUUUGCCAGAUCGCUGGUGUCAUGUGAGGAGCAACUAGCCGAAGGUAUUUACACUGGCUCUCAAUGGUGUGGCAACCGCUUGGAGGUCAUCAAUGUGGGGUACUCAAUCUCACAGCGCGGACAGGCACAAGAAAGCUUUGCAAUGCUGCUAUCAAUUACGAUGGUGGCAGUUUUAGGCUCAGUUUUUGGGCGCAAGGUGGUCCUGCUGAUCGGCCUCUCUGGCACCACGAUCUCGGUGGCUCUGUUUAUGCUGGCUUGUGCUUUUCCAAGCUGGAGUCGACUUCUGUUUGUGAUGGGUCAAGGUCUGCAGGGGCUGUUGCCAAUUGACCACCUCUCCGGGCUCAUCAUUUUCGACAUUUCCGUGAAGGGUGGUGGGAUGGCCAGCUACCAAGUGAAAGGUUUGCUGGACACCAUUGGCAGCCUACUCUGGGGUCCUAUACUGGGAAAUGUUGUGCAAUACUUGGAACUGGUGAACUACCACACUGUUUGGAUGAUCAUAUUUUCCAUCAACGUAGUCGUGCUCAGCAUCGCUUGCUUCGUGAUGCCGGAACCUAUGGACAUGACUCAAUUGAAGAAAGAGGAGGACAAGAAAGACAAGGCUAUAGGGCCGGUUGGAAAGGUGAUGAACGAGGUGAUUUCCUACAGAGAUGUCUACUACAAUCCUUUAUCCUGGCGUUUCCUACUGAUGGUGUGCAUCGAACCUUGCUGGAUGCACUGCAUGGGAAUGAUUCCAAUUGAGCUGAUGGCAUACCAUGGCUGGUCGCAGAGCCGGGUCACAAUGAUGAUCCUGAUCCAGCCUUUGUUUAUCGUUUUCAUGGGACUUGUGCCCAGUUUGUGCCUUAAAGUUGGCUACACCACCAUGAUGACCGUGUCGCUUGUCUACCUCUACAGCGUCUUGAUUAUUCUAAAUUUGUCUAUAGCUUUCUCCGAUCUUCUGCCGGUGAUGAUGCUGGUGGCCUUCACCCUGGUUGGUGGCUUCAUGCCGCUGAAAGAGUACGUUGAUUCUCGAUUUUCCACGCCUGAUGAGAUGGCGCGGUUUAAGAGCGUACAGUGGAUCAUCGGUUAUGUUCUUGGCAUGGCCAUUGGUCCAGUGUAUGCAUCAAUUUUCGAUGCGAAAGGACAGACAUACUUUACACGCGCUGCGCCUAACCUUUUGGCCUGCGUGCUGAUGGUCACACAAAUCCUACAUGUGCGAUACAUCAUGUAUCCCUACAUGAAAAAGACUUUGCACAUAAUGGAUGAGCUUGAGAGCAAGCUCAAACAGUUGUUCCAUGCAGUGAAGAAAGAGGAUGCGCCCUUGGACAAGGAGACUUGGGAAGCUUCUGGCCUCCAGAAAGCCCUGGGCAAAACCAUUGAGGAAGCCCAGGGACCUUUUGCGACCGUUGUUGGCUUUAGAGAAUUUUGUAGAAAAGAGAGUGGAGGGACCAACGCAGAGACCAAGGCUUUCAUCGAAAAACUUGAGACCCUGUUGGCCAGUGCGGCUGAAAAGGAGACCAAGAAAGCAAAGCUAUGGAAAAAUAGACAGCCAUUCUGUAAGGCUUGCCAAGUUCCUGGUAUUGAGAAGCAGUUUUCAUUUGUUGCGCUGGACGAAGAAAACCAGGCCUUGACGGAUCGUUUGAAGGAAGCUGAAGAGGCUCCGGCGCAGGCUCCAGUAGCUCCGCCACCGUCUACUCCUGUUGACAACUCCAUUUUCCUGCAGAUGGAGCGGGGGAAGGAAGAAACCAUCCUGCGGCUCACCAACGAGAAUCGAAAACUUCUCGAGCAGGUGAAGCGAUUGAGCGAAGGCUACAAACAAAUGGAAGAGGCUUUGAUGCAGACUCGCAAGGAGAUGAAACGGGCCCAAAGUCAGGUUCAGACGAAGGAGCCAACUGUGAAACUCACGGGCGGCUCUUCAGCUGGCUCUUCUGUCCUUGAUGAAGAAGAGCGCAUCUAUCGGGAAUUGCAGGGCGAGUCCAUGGGUGACUUGAUCAUGCAGAAGCUUCAAGAGAAGCAGGCUGAGCACAGAGUCAAGAUUCAACAAGCUCUUCAGGCGUCCUUGACUGAAGAGAUUGGCCGAAUCGAAAGCUGGGGAAGUGAUGUCAAAGGAGUCCUUCUCGCAGUGGAUGGAUUGGAGGCCCAACUGAAGCAUCAGCUGAAGGAGCCGAAGUCUGCCAAGAAGGCGAAGGCCGUUGAUGCCAAGGCCAAUGAUUCUCGUAAUUUAAACACCGAGCAGAUCACGGCGGUUUCUGCCCAGCUGUUGGACGAGUUUGACGCCAUGAAAAGCUUGCUGGAAGUGGUGGAUAAGGAACAAUUGUCGCUGGAGCAGACAGUGCGUGCUGCAAACGAUGGUGCCGAGCCAUUGGCUGUGACUUUGGACCUUGACAGCGGCUUGGCAUCUGCUGAAAGUGAGGCGGAAUGGCUGCGUGAGCACAAUGCAGCUUGGGUGAAUCGCUGCCAAAGUUUGAGCUUGCAGCCCAUGCUGGAUGUACUAAUGAGGACUGACUCUGCCUUCACAAAUUUGCUUUCCAAAGCACCGCCUGGUCUGAUGCCAACGAACGUCGAAGAUUGCCUGCAGGAGACGCGCGCGCAUAUGAAGGAGCUGAGCGAGCACCUUCAGGACCAGAUGGCGUCCAUAGCUGACCUGCAGGAAGAGAGCGCGGCCUUGGGUCGAACUGUGAGGUCACUUCAGGCUGCACAGAAGUCCCAUCGUGCCGAGCUGCGACAGAAUGUCUCGGAAUCCAUGAAGAGGAUGGUCGCCUCCUUUGACCAGCCCCUGGAUGACAUGAGAACGGGCUUGCGGCAACAGAGUCAGGCGCUCUCCAAAGCUCGAUCGCAAGUCUCCAAGCUUCUCGACGACCUGGCUGCAACGACUCACCGAGCGGCCUUGGCACAGGGACCAGCCAAAGAUCUGCCCUCAAUAAGCUCCGAAUUACAGGAAUUUAUUAUGUCCGAAAUUCGGCAGGUUCGUUCCAUGGGCAAGAAGCUGGUAACCAACUUGGAGGAGGGUUGCAAGGCGGUGGAAAAGCGCAUGCAUCAGGUCAUUGAGGCUAUUUCUGGGGAAGCUCCGAAGAGUCAAUUGCAUGGAAGGCAAGCUGUCCAGGAUGCAGGAGAAAAGGAAUCCACAGAGGCGAAGAAGAAACACAAAAAGAAGAAAGGCGGCCAUGGGGCCAAGGGUGGAAAUGCAAAUGGGAAAGACGUUGAAGAGGAUUCAAAGACUGAACAAAGGUCACAAAAUGAACCUUCCAAGGGUGAGGCUGGCCUUGAAGACCGGCAGAAGUCUUCUGAGGCAGAAGGGCCUGACAAGGAUGAUGCACAGCUCCGUGCAGAGUUUCAGGAAGCCUUUGAAAGUGCUUCCACUCCAGCUGGUUCGAAAUCUAAGAAGGCUGAGAGGCCAGAGAAGGUGCUGGCCGGCACUGAUUUGCUGCAGGAGCUUGAGUCAUUGAGAUCUGGGACAGAGGCGAUAGAGGCACGCAUGGCAGAAAGGUUGCAGGCCAGGGUGAACCGUGCAGAUGGAGACGAUCCUGAUUCCGUGCGGACCCGCGAUUUUUUUGACGAACAUCCGCUGCGCUUUGGUGCGUUUCUGCUGCUUUGGCUCAGCGAGUCAAAAACUGGUGGACCACCAACGAGAGAAAGUUUCAGUCAGAGCUGCCUGGGUAAUCUCGUGCAGACGCGUGACCAUGACAACCUUCGCGUUGGGAGCUACCCUGUUCCGCCUGAGGCGUACAUUUGGUGGCAAAACCGAUCUCAGGUUCCAGGAGGCGAGAUCAAGCAGACCUUUUCUCACUUUCAGCAGAAGAUCAUGUGGCAAUGGUUCUGGAACGCACCAACUCGUUGGUACUGGUCUUUGCGACGUGCAGUUGUCCGCACGUCGGAGCUUCUUUCCUUGCGGAAGACUUCUGCUCGGGACAACCUUCGCGUUGGGAGCUACCCUGUUCCGCCUGAGGCGUACCUUUGGUGGCAAAACCGAUCUCAGGUUCCAGGAGGCGAGAUCAAGCAGACCUUUUCUCACUUUCAGCAGAAGAUCAUGUGGCAAUGGUUCUGGAACGCCCCAACUCGUUGGUACUGGCGCCUGUCGGCUUGGGCCAACCCCUCGGAAAGAUGUGUGGAAGGUGCAUCUUCGUGUACAAAUCGUGUGAGUGUGACGUAG